This is a messenger RNA of Dinoponera quadriceps, 4427 nucleotides long. It is a transcript of the gene mtRNApol, whose product is annotated as DNA-directed RNA polymerase, mitochondrial. The record is from RefSeq and is a predicted model, not a curated record. The transcript is spliced from 14 exons. Gene Ontology annotation, cellular component: mitochondrial DNA-directed RNA polymerase complex. NCBI's taxonomy places the organism in Eukaryota, Metazoa, Arthropoda, Insecta, Hymenoptera, Formicidae. Bases 241 to 4035 code for a protein of 1264 amino acids. Gene Ontology annotation, biological process: mitochondrial transcription. Gene Ontology annotation, molecular function: protein binding; DNA-directed RNA polymerase activity; mitochondrial promoter sequence-specific DNA binding.
UCUUCCAACUAUCUCUCUGUCUCUCUCUUUACUCACUUCACUCGCUCGGCCUGGUGUGCCUGGUCUAUCUAUACAACGUCUUUGUCUACUACUGAGAGAGAGAGAGAGAGAGAAAAAAAAAGAGAAAACGCGUGUUCUCUGUAUAGGUUAGGCAUGGCGGCUACCGCGUUGAGAUCGACUCGUUAUUUUGGUGUUAACAUUGUCCACAAGUGAUGAUUAUCGUCCCGUGACCGUUUUACAAUGUUCAGAUUCCUGAAGACACGCGUUGCCCCGCUGCAGAAUGCUUGCGUUAUGUCAACGCGAUCGACCAUCCAGUGUUCGAUGCGAGUCUGUUCGUUCUGCAACUAUUGCCACUUGAGAUCACCGAAACCAGUCAGAAAUACAAUGUUUCGUCAUUAUGCAACAAUCAAUACAGCUGAGCUGUAUACACCGUUAAGAAAGAAGACUAAACAACGCUCGAAGAAGUAUGCAGAAUUACUGGAAGUAACAAACCAGACGACCAGCAAUAAAAAAGCAGCUGUGCAAAAAUUGAACUCCGCUCGUAUAUCUAUGUUGGUUGGACAGCCAGACAUCACACUGGACAAGCUGCAUAAAAUCGGUAGUUUGAAUCUCGAUAAGAAGUUACACACAACGCAAGCAACGGAUACCAGUGCUAAUUUAAAAAAUGAAUCGAACGAGAAGAACGACAUGCACUGUAUGAUACUUGAAGAAUCGAAAAAUGACUUGGAUGAUAAAUCCGUCGUUGUGGAGGAACUACAGGAAUCCGGUAUAAAUGACAGCACAUCUUUGAUCAAGGACUCCGCUUUCAUGGAUGUGUUGCACCAGAUCAAACGUGAUGAUAAAGAUGAAAAUCAGGAUGAUUACGACAAGCUUCUACAGCGGGCUUCGAAGAGUGAGAAGGCUUCGGAGUACAGUAAGAUCCCCUUCACGAAGGAGAAAGGCCCACUCGAAGUUAACCUCACCGAUCAUAAUUUGAUAACUCAAUUGCUAGCCCACAUAGAUGUUAAUGCGCAAAAUGAAAUGCUGAACAGGGGUUUUAAGCUGACGAUAUCGAAGGGCAGUCAGCUCGGUGAGAGCAGGAUUCCCACCACCGCAGUUUACAAUCUGCUCAUGAAGACCUACGCUUCCAAGUCGCAUCUUGCGAAGGUCUCAGAAAUAUACGAUCUGAUGAAUCAGAACCGCGUGAGACAGGACGCGGAGACGUUCGCGCUCAUGUUCCAGGUAAUCGGCAGCAUGAAGUCACAGGCGAAGCAAGCGGAAGUGGUGGCGCAAAUAGUCAAGGACAUGAAUCGCUGCGACGUCUCCUUCGACGACAUAGUGAACGUGUCGCAAACGAAGGCGGAGCAUCGCGACGCCGUUUUCCGUUGCAUCCAUUUGGCGUCCCCGGAAUACGAAGCGACGUAUCCGAAAUUCGACAGCAUGUACAACUCGAAGUUGCUGCAGAAUUUGAAUGUGGGCUGCAACUACCGCAGCCCGGCUGAGGGGGUCAUGACUUUGGACGAGCUACGGCAAAUCGUCCAAACACAGAUCGACACCGAGAUGCAGCAAGAACUGGAGGUGAAGAAUAUCGUUGGAUUCAACGGGGACCCGAACCUCAGGCAGCAGGCUAUCGAGCGAAUCGCCGAAUGGGAGAAGUCCUGGAAGUUAUCUGUGGCGAAGGCUUUCGACAAGAAUCUGUCUCACCUGAAGCAAAAGGAGCUGAGAGUGCAUCCCGACUUGUCCACCCUCCAUCCGUUCCUGCAGGUGUUGCCGCAAGAGGUGUACGUCGAAGCGGUCAUACGUGAGAUCAAACGUCUGGCCAGGUCCUCCGAGGCGUACAGCUUCUCUCUGUCGUCGGUCUACUUGACGCUAGGCAAGUACAUUUAUAGGAACUACGAGUUCCUCAAGAAGAAGGAGGCCAGAGUUAUGGACAACAUCAUUCAGAUUUACGACAAGUACCUGGAGUGGUACAUGAGGCAGAACUCUACCGACGCCGGUGUCAACGGGCGCGUCAAGUGGAAACAGCUCGCUCAGGAAGUCAUGAAAGCUGGGCUUUGCCCCGAAAUGACCGUCCCCGAGUGGCCCCGCUACAUCCUGGUGAACGUCGGCAAGUUCCUGUACAACAUCAUUGUGAACGACGUGAAGAUUCCGUACGGGACGAAGCCGGGCGCGCCCGAGCGGCUGAUACCCGCGUUCUACUUGCUCUUCAGAAAUCAGCACGUCCACUUGACGGAGGAGAUCAAGCCGCAUCCUCAUUUGCACAGGCUCUUCAGUGAGUCCCAUCCGGAAACCUUGACCUUCGACACGGUCCUGUUGCCGACGUGCAUCCCGCCACGUCCUUGGAUCAACGUGAAUACCGGAGGCUUCCUCUUCUCCAAGACCGAUUUCGUUCGUGAUCCUUAUAUGGGGGCGAGCACAAUGUACUUCGUGAGGAACACGCUAACGGAGCAGCUCCACCCAGCGUUGGACUGUUUGAAUCAGCUCGGCUCGAUACCGUGGAGAAUUAAUCAGCCUGUCCUGGAUAUCUUGAUUCGGAUUUUUAGAGAGGGCGGCUCGGAAGAACUGAACGUGCCUCAAUCACCGUCGUCGCUCCCGCCUCUGUCUGAAAUGCUGGCGAGCUUGACGGAGAAGGAGAAGAACAAGAAUAGGAUAUCGACGUUGACGAUACAGCACAGGCGCAAAAAGAACGAAAUGUACUCUCUGUGGUGCGACUGCCUGUACAAAUUGUCCCUCGCUAAUCACUUUAGAAACCAGGUGUUCUGGCUGCCGCACAAUCUGGACUUCAGAGGCAGAGCAUAUCCAGUGGCACCUCAUUUGACUCACCUUACCUCGGACUUGGGACGUUCGUUUCUCAUAUUCGCCCAGAAGAAGCCGUUGGGCCCGAAGGGCCUGGAUUGGCUGAAAAUUCACACGAUUAAUUUAACUGGUAUGAAGAAACGGGAGCCGAUAAAUAAGCGGCUGGAGUUCGCGAAUGAGAUAUUGGACCUCAUCAUAGACAGCGCGAGGAAUCCUCUGGGGGGAGAAAGGUGGUGGACGAAGUCCGACGAGCCGUGGCAGACCCUGGCGGCGUGCAAAGAGAUAGAUAACGCUCUGCAGUCUCCGAAUCCGGCGGAGUACCUCACCGGAUUCCCUAUUCAUCAGGACGGCAGUUGCAACGGGUUGCAGCAUUACGCCGCUCUUGGCAGGGAUCAGAUCGGAGCGGAGAGUGUUAACCUCCAUCCUUCGGAUAUUCCGCAAGAUGUGUACAGUGUCGUCGUCGGUAUGGUCGACGAAUUUCGGAAGCAGGAUGCGGAGAAUGGUGUUCAGAUCGCCCAAAUCUUGGAAGGACAUAUCACCAGGAAGGUUAUAAAGCAAACAGUAAUGACCACGGUGUACGGUGUGACGAAGUUCGGCGCCAGGCUGCAGAUCACCAGACAGCUGAGCGAUAUGAAGGAUUUCCCUCAGGAGCACGUUUGGAACGGCAGCCUGUACUUGGUGCAACAGACAUUCAGGGCCCUACAGACUAUGUUCACGAGCGCGAAGGAGAUCCAGGAUUGGUUCACGGAUUGCGCCCGCGUCAUUUCGAUACGGUGCAACCAGUAUGUGCAGUGGGUGACACCGUUGGGUCUGCCGGUCCUUCAGCCGUACAACAAGCGCUUCAAGCUGAACGCUAAUGUCUCCAAAAUUCAAAAAAAACUAGACACUUUGAAGCAAAAGAACGCCUUUCCGCCGAAUUUCAUCCACUCGUUGGAUUCUUGUCACAUGAUGUUGACGAGUUUGCAUUGCGAGCAGUCGGGCAUCACGUUCAUGUCGGUGCACGACUGCUUCUGGACACACCCGCAGUCAGUGGAGAUUAUGAGUAGUAUCUGUCGGGAGCAAUUUGUCGCGCUUCAUUCUGAACCCAUUCUCGAGGAUUUGUCCAAGUUCUUUCACGACAGAUAUAUGAAAUACUUCGUAAACGAAGAGAUCGUGAAACCAAAGCAGAAGGACUUUUCGUUCGAGAUUUUCCAGAAGUUGCCGAAAAAGGGCAACUUCGAUAUCAACCAAGUCCUGUCGUCUCAGUACUUCUUCAGUUGAGAUGCAGCUCUGUUAUAUCGUUAUGUUUUAAAGAAAAUACAUUUUAAAUGAAAUGUAGGAAACCGAAUGGGAAUGUGAAUCGCGAUCGUGCCAAGACGUUUUUUUUGCACAAAAGAGAGAGAAAGGUAAACUCAACGCCAGAGAUACUAUCCUAUCUUAUAAAGUACUGACAUCAUAGAAAAUUUAACAUUCUCUCUCAGUGGCGAUUAUAACAUAAAAACUCGCACCUGCGAUUCAGACUCUUACCAUUCAAUCGAUAUAUUUAAGAAACUUUAGAUAUCUUUUAUGUAGAAUUAUAUUUCUAAUUACGUUUGUAAACAAAUGUAAGAGAUCCGUUUAGUCCACAGCUUCGAUACGGCGUGUGUAUUGGGCAAAUAAAACAAUUGGCAGAA